CAUGACACAGCCACACGAGUCCUACGGCAGAGUCCUACGAAGGUCUCAGCACCCCCCGGGAAGCCAGCGCAACACCACUGACCCACCUCCGACUUUGGCGAAACAAUACCAAAGACGUCAAAUCCCUGAAGCACCCGCCAGCUCUGCGCCCACUAGAGGGCGCAUGCGCAGAACGGGGGAGGGCGGGCAGCCAUCCAGGGAUCGUAGGUAUCUGAACAGGGGGUAACUGUCUCGGAAAGGCCUGGCUCCGUCGCCAGGUGAGGAGAUCCCUGAUAGCAGCUAUAUAGGAUUAGCCUCACCAAAGACAAACACGAGAAGCAGCCGUCUGGUCUCCGGCGCGUUUCCGUUUCAAACUUGAACUUCCGGUUCGUUAGCCGGUUCCGGUCCGUCUUUCACUUCCGGUCACCCUCUGUUCCGCCGCGGCCGGUUCUUGCGUCCACUGCUGCCGGUUCCGCCGCGCUCCAGGAAUCUUUUUCUGAGUAAAAGCUGCUUGAUCAUAUGUUUCAAGGAUGGCUCUCCCUAUCAUUGUAAAAUGGGGUGGACAGGAAUAUUCAGUUACCACACUUUCAGAAGAUGAUACUGUGCUAGAUCUCAAGCAAUUUCUUAAGACCCUUACAGGAGUGCUACCAGAACGCCAAAAGUUACUUGGACUCAAAGUUAAAGGCAAACCUGCAGAAAAUGAUGUUAAGCUUGGAGCUCUCAAACUGAAACCAAAUACUAAAAUCAUGAUGAUGGGAACUCGUGAGGAGAGCUUGGAAGAUGUCUUAGGUCCACCUCCAGACAAUGAUGAUGUUGUCAACGACUUUGAUAUUGAGGACGAAGUAGUUGAAGUAGAAAAUAGGGAAGAAAACCUAUUGAAAAUUUCCCGCAGAGUGAAGGAGUACAAAGUGGAGAUUUUGAAUCCUCCCAGGGAAGGGAAAAAGCUUUUGGUACUAGAUGUUGAUUAUACGUUAUUUGACCAUAGGUCUUGUGCAGAGACUGGAGUAGAAUUAAUGCGGCCAUAUCUUCACGAAUUCCUCACAUCUGCAUAUGAGGAUUAUGACAUUGUUAUUUGGUCUGCAACAAAUAUGAAGUGGAUUGAAGCUAAAAUGAAAGAGCUGGGAGUGAGCACAAAUGCAAAUUAUAAGAUUACCUUCAUGUUGGACAGUGCUGCUAUGAUAACAGUACAUACUCCAAGGAGAGGAUUAAUAGAUGUAAAGCCUCUUGGUGUUAUAUGGGGAAAGUUUUCGGAGUUUUACAGCAAAAAAAACACCAUUAUGUUUGAUGACAUUGGAAGAAAUUUUCUAAUGAACCCACAGAAUGGAUUAAAGAUAAGGCCUUUUAUGAAAGCGCACCUAAAUCGAGAUAAAGACAAGGAACUUUUAAAAUUAACUCAGUACCUCAAGGAAAUAGCAAAAUUAGAUGACUUUUUGGACCUAAAUCACAAAUAUUGGGAAAGGUAUCUGUCAAAGAAGCAAGGACAGUAGUUACCAGUUACAUGAGCAGUUACCAAGGAUACUUGAGAUCACAAACUUCUUGCUUUUCUGCUAGAAAUCAUUAUGAUAGUGCUGGACACUGCAGUGAAUAUCAGACUGCUUAUACUUGGUCUUCCAGUUUUUUUGUAAAUUUAAUUUUAUAUUUUUUGAAGAUCAUAGCAAUACGCUUAAAAAAUCCUUUUCCCCCUAUAUGAAUAUACUGUUACUCUUGAAAAAUAUUUUCUCCAGCAUUGAGUACUGAGUUUUUUUCCCCACACACACAAAAAAGUGGACAAAAAUAUAUACUCAACAGUGUCAUUUUGUGGCUUUGGAAACAAGUUAUGUUUUGCAUUUUGUCUCAUUGUGCUGUUGUCUAACUAAAUCUGAGGCCAAACCCAUGUUGAAGCUACUGCUUUUCCCUUUAAAACCGAAAAAAAAAAAAAAAAAAAAAGUUUUUGCGUAAGGAACCUAGUUUGGUAUGCUUAAAAUCACUGAGAGUUUUUUUUUAUUCCUUUGUUGUAGACACAAUUUCUUACUGUGCACUAUUUACAUCUCUACACUUUGAUCUGUCUCAGUUUGGUCUAUAUGUAUGUCUGUGUUCUUUGAGUAAAACUGGAAAACAUCAGCUGUGAUACAAGUAUGUCUCAUAGUAUGAGAAAUAGAAAACAUAAGACUGAAGAAUAAAACUAAGGAACAAAAGUGUCUUUUUGGUGGCUAAGUAGAAGCACUUCUGCCUAAAACCAUUGUCAUAAAAGCAAUUAAAGGCAAUACAUUUUUAAGUGGGACAUAUCACUGGUUCAGCCCUAAAAAGCAUGAACAAAAAGUUUUUGUUCUGUUCCAGCUGUAUAUUGUCAAAUGCAAACACUGUGUUUCAGUGAAAAUAUUUAGCCAUAAGAUUAAAAACAAAAUUAUUUGCAAUGCCUAAGCCCGCAGAUAUGUAAUGUGACCACUGUUUGUGUUGACAGUAUUGCUUUAUACAGAUCUUGUAUUUGAAAGGAAUCCGGUCCUUUCAAAUAAACAUGGUGUAUAUUGUUCUUACGGGACUAUUUCAGUGGUGUAAAUAAUAAAUACUUUUUCUUAAAACA
Messenger RNA from Leopardus geoffroyi (Geoffroy's cat), 2539 nucleotides. RefSeq names its product ubiquitin like domain containing CTD phosphatase 1 (gene UBLCP1). The transcript has 11 exons. Gene Ontology annotation, cellular component: nucleus. Gene Ontology annotation, biological process: protein dephosphorylation. The record is from RefSeq and is a predicted model, not a curated record. The coding region runs from base 510 to 1466 and encodes 318 amino acids. Lineage: Eukaryota; Metazoa; Chordata; Mammalia; Carnivora; Felidae. Gene Ontology annotation, molecular function: protein binding; protein serine/threonine phosphatase activity.